AAUACCGCAGCCAACUAGAGACCUGUCACAUCAGAAACCCUUCCAGUCUCCUAAACCCAGAAACCUCUCGCUCCAUACUCACUUUGCAGAAACCCAGAAAUGGCUCCUCCAAAGAAGGUGAUCAUCGAUCAAGAAGAAGAGCUCACUGAGAACGUCGCUCGCACUUGGGGAGCCAACAUCUGCGGCCGCUGUCGUAUCCAUACCUCCGUCCAGAGGACUCUGCUUCUCUGGCUUCCAAACCAUCACGCUGGCCUGAGUUCGGCACCGCAAGAUUCAAUUCCUGCUGACGCUCUCACUCUCUAUAGCCUGCCCAUUCGUCGACCCAUUCAAGUCCUCCGGAGGACCCCUGCGGAUUUCAGCAGUUGGGGUGCGCAUAAUCAUCGAGCAAAAAUAGGGCAUUGGCCGUCCAAAAUUAGCGAAGAUGAGCUUUCCUGGUACCGUGAAGUAAGAUCACGAGAUUUGGCUCGCUGGAACAUGGCAGGUAUUACCCACACUGUUGAUUUAUGCUUUCGCCUUCCUCACGGUGGGAAUCGCUCACCACUCGCUGCCUUCCUUUGCUUUUGGCAUACUGCUACCAAUACUUUUGAUUUUCGAUUUGGUCAAAUGAGCAUAACCUUGUUGGAUAUCCUCACCAUUACUGGAUUGCCCAUCGAUGGCGAGCCCUACCUGCAUGGCCAAUUCGAUUCUGACACCUUCACAUCAACCAUGGACCAAACUGGUCGCGGUGCUCAUAGCGGCUCUUACCCGCGGUGGUUGGCUUACUAUCGCAAAGAGCGCAAUGCGACUGGUGGCAUUGCUUUUCUGGAGUAUUGGCUUUGUAAGUUCAUAUUUUGCACUUCCUCCUGUAAGCCCACUGGUGCUUGGACUCUUCUAGUAACUGCCCUCUACAAUGGCCGCCGCAUGGGGUUAGGACAACCAGUGUUGGGUGCCCUCUACCGUACUCUAUAUCAGGCCACGAUGCAUCCUUUUGAGACUAGCAUUUCCGGUCCUUUUUGGAUCCUUGAUUUCUGGAUUCAAACUUAUUUUUCAUUCUUCUGCCGCGACGACAUUCCACUACUACCACCGGCUAAUGCCCUUCUUGGUCACUGGUUUUGUCGCGAUGCGAGGUACAUAUCUCCACCCUAUUCUGAGUGUUUCUCAUAUUUGUACCUCCUGCACGAAAUGCCCUACUGCGAUCUAAUACUCAGUAGGAGAUACCCCGCUCCUCUUGAAAAUGGGUUCCUUCCUGGGGCUCCUAAUUAUAGUGAUCGCGCGCGCUUGGCUUUUCGCCGCGCGAUCUCUUGUUCAGACAUUAGGCUCGCUGCCGACGAACUUAGUUAUGAGCUUUAUGCUCCCAACCAUUUUGCUCGCCAGUUUGGUCUUAUUCAACUGGUGCCAUUUCCCCUCUAUGAUGCCUGGAAUUACAAUACCUCUUGGCGCCGAAUUGGUCCCUCAGAUGGACCUCCACCGGAGCAAAGCAUGCUUGUACUAGUCGAUCUCCCUGACUGGGCUAAUAAUAUCUUCCCCGUGGAUGGGACCGCUGAAGAUUAUGAUCAAUGGUGGAAGGAAGUCUCUGUUAACUGCUGGAGGCAAAGGGAUGACGAACUCUUUGCGGCCAUCUUCGAAGAAUUGAGAUAUCCUUACGACGCUGAUACUGAAGCACUCGCUCGCUUCCAUGAAGAUGAAGAAAGACCUCCACCACCCGAACCGGCUCCGCGACCCGCGCGAGCCCCGCGCUUGGUUCAAGCUGGAAUUGUUAUUCGCGAGCAACCUCCAGAGGGAUGCGCACCACCUUCAGGCAAUCGCGCAGUGGGUGUUUCUCCGGCCACUGGUCUAGCCGCUAAACAGAAAGCAAUACUGACCAAGCCUGAAGUAGAGGACACUUCCUCUGACGAUGAUGAUCCUCAAACUAUUGCCGCUGUUCUAGCACGCAAACGCAGUCGCGCUGAGCUCAGGACUGAUCCAUGGGCAGAAGAUGAACCAGCCGCUGAUCGACUGGUUUGUCGCAGGCUUUCAAGGCAAGUUGGGGAAGGAUCCUCUGCUGCCGGCGAGGGUGUAUCUGGUACAAAAGCCCAAGAAACCAAUGGUGACCCUCCCUCUGCGAUCAAUGCGGCAGACAACAUGCAGUUGGUUGUAGUCCCAGAACAAGUUAUAGAUGACAGCUCGCCUGAGGUUGAAGAAAGGAUGUCACUUCUUCCUACCUUCCGCGAGGAACCAAUUCCCCUUCUGGCAUCGACAGUGCCUGACUCGGGUCCAACCUUUGGUGAGACUGCCCUAGUGCCAACAGCAAGUUUCCGCGAGCUACCUGUUGAAGAGGUAACUCUCUUAACAAAAAAUGUUUAUCUUUACCCUUGGCUUGGUCAUUCUGAAGAUGUAUCUUUUUAG
This is a messenger RNA of Rosa rugosa (rugosa rose), 2364 nucleotides long. RefSeq lists its product as uncharacterized. The coding region runs from base 100 to 2364 and encodes 754 amino acids. Lineage: Eukaryota; Viridiplantae; Streptophyta; Magnoliopsida; Rosales; Rosaceae. Gene Ontology annotation, biological process: meristem development; meristem maintenance. The transcript is spliced from 4 exons. The record is from RefSeq and is a predicted model, not a curated record.